AGGGUCAAAUGGCACAGGUAGCUAACCCUAGUCUACAACACAUUCACCAGAUGUUGCGGGUUUGGGAUUUUCUUAACGUCUAACUUUAACAAAAAGCGCGUUAACAGGCGGCACAGUAUCGUUUUGUUGUCUAAUUUUAACCACAGCCAUGUUUUAGACCGCUAGAUUAGCUGACGGUAACAGUUAGCUCGGUUGCUGUCAUGGUCGACGUCAGCCUGGAGAAGACAAACGUAUGACUGAUCGUUAGCUCACCCUCAAAAACAACCAAGCCGUUAGAAAACGUUCACUUUAUGAGGGUGUCCACCUGAAGUCACUCUGCUUCUAAGAUGAGGAGAUUAACCAAGAAGAAGGCUCUAACUCUGGUGAAGGAGUUGGACGCCUUCCCCAAAGUUCCCGAGAGCUACGUGGAGUCCACAACCAGCGGUGGGACAGUGUCUCUGAUAGCCUUCACUCUCAUGGCUGUACUUGCCUUCCUGGAGUUCUUCGUGUACAGAAACACAUGGAUGAAGUAUGAGUACGAGGUGGACAAGGACUUCAGCAGUAAACUCAGGAUAAAUGUUGACAUUACUGUUGCCAUGAGAUGCCAAUAUAUAGGUGCAGAUGUCCUGGAUCUGGCAGAGACCAUGGUUGCAUCUGAUGGCUUAAAAUAUGAACCAGUCAACUUUGAACUCUCACCACAGCAAAGAUUAUGGCACAUGACUCUGCUGCACAUCCAGGAGCGUCUGAGAGUGGAGCACUCUCUUCAGGAUGUUCUCUUCAAGGCUGCAAUUAAAGGAGCUCCUCCCGCUCUGCCUCAGAGCGAGGACAGCGCCACCUCCCUCACUGCCUGUAGGAUACAUGGACAUUUGUAUGUCAACAAGGUGGCAGGAAAUUUCCACAUUACUGUUGGCAAGUCCAUCCCACAUCCCAGAGGCCAUGCCCAUUUAGCUGCUCUAGUCAGCCACGACAGUUAUAACUUUUCUCAUCGGAUCGACCACCUGUCCUUUGGAGAGGUGAUCCCUGGGAUUAUCAGCCCACUGGACGGCACAGAGAAAAUCUCUGCUGAUUCUAACCACAUGUUUCAGUACUUCAUCACCAUCGUGCCAACCAAGCUGAAUACCUACAAGGUGUCUGCUGACACUCAUCAGUACUCAGUCACUGAGAGGGAGCGAGUGAUAAACCAUGCUGCAGGCAGCCAUGGAGUCUCAGGGAUCUUUAUGAAGUACGAUAUCAGUUCACUGAUGGUCAGAGUCACUGAGCAGCACAUGCCCCUCUGGCAGUUUCUCGUCAGACUCUGUGGUAUCAUUGGAGGCAUUUUCUCUACCACAGGAAUGCUCCAUGGGAUGGUCGGCUUCUUGGUUGAUGUAAUUUGCUGUCGUUUCCAAAUGGGAAUCUACAGGCAACUUAAGGAGGCUCCUCUGGAUGUGCAGGAAAACAGCAAAACCCCAGUUCAGACAGAAAAUUACUCUCAACAGUGAGAACUACUACUCAGCUGCAGUCGACUGACUUCUCACCAUCUUGGCCUAACCCACCUUUCAGCAAUGAGAUGCUGGGAAAAUGUUUACAUUUUUUUAAUUAUAAAAUUUGUCCCUGCUGUGCUCAGAAAUGUGUACAUAUUUUUAUCUUUUUAAAACAUUUUUACUGGAUUGGGUGUAAGAGUCAGACAUCACCGUUCCGCCUGGGAAGGAUUUUAAUUGAUUGCUGCAAUAAUUUCCUGUCACUUUCGCUUGAAGGCUAGACCAGGACGACUGAACAGCAGAAAUCAUUUACAUCAUUAUUGUAGGUCUGACUUCAUUAAAUACCUGGUGUUAAAUUUUCCCAUGGUAUCCACACUUACUCUGGCUAAUGGCUGAUUCUGGGUUAUAUUUUGGAGUGUGCACUUGAUUGACAUCUCCCUGACAGAUUAGGUUUAAACCUGUGAAAUGAGAGGGAUGUUUUUCUGAUCCUAUCAUGUAGUUUGGUGACCUCAGAAAACUCCCAGCAAAGCUCUGCCCAACUUAAAGCUGAAAAGACGUAUAAUCAGCUUCAGUAAAGGAAACACCUGCAGGGCCUUUAAAGGAGGGUUGUGUGAAAAGACUAGAAAGGUUUUAAACUGUUCUACAAGUGUGCCUAUGUGUAAAUAUGAGGCUGAUUUGUUAAAUAAAAUCCACUUUCAACUUGAUGUGGAUUUGUUGUUAAUGUUCAGGAUUGUCAGUGGUAUAUUCUGCCUGGGAGCUUGGUUUGGAAAGGCCUUUUACCUGAUCGCACGACGGACGCAAGUGGAACUGUGAUUUUAACAUGAAUAUUUGCAAAAAAAACCAAACA
Molecule: messenger RNA, 2283 nt
Organism: Toxotes jaculatrix (banded archerfish)
Lineage: Eukaryota; Metazoa; Chordata; Actinopteri; Toxotidae
Product: endoplasmic reticulum-Golgi intermediate compartment protein 2-like
Exons: 13
Coding region: 327-1457 (376 amino acids)
Biological process (GO): endoplasmic reticulum to Golgi vesicle-mediated transport; retrograde vesicle-mediated transport, Golgi to endoplasmic reticulum
Cellular component (GO): COPII-coated ER to Golgi transport vesicle; membrane; endoplasmic reticulum
Source: RefSeq, a predicted model, not a curated record